AUGUCUUCUAAAAUUACAACUCCAGAGGCAAAUAAUCUUGAUAAUUAGAUAUAACAUUUAUACUAAUGCAAACCUCUUCCUGAAUAAGAUGUCAAACUAUUAUGUGAAAAGGUUUAAUUUUUUAACAAAUUAUAUUUUUCUUUUAUAGGCAAAAGAAGUUUUAAUUGAAGAAUCAAAUGUAUAACCUGUCAGAGCUCCAGUGAUCAUAUUUGGUGACAUUCAUGGGCAAUUCCAUGAUCUGAUGGAAUUAUUCAAAAUAGGUGGUAAAGCACCAGUAAUGAAUCAUUUUCAAUUAAGGAUACAAAUUAUUUAUUCAUGGGUGAUUAUGUAGAUAGAGGACAUCAUUCAGUUGAAUGUGUUACUUUACUUGUUUUAUUAAAAGUAUUAUACAUAUAAUAAUAAUUAGAUUCGUCAUAGAGAUAGAAUUACAAUCUUAAGAGGAAAUCAUGAAUCAAGAUAAAUAACAUAAGUUUAUGGUUUCUAUGAUGAAUGUUCAAGAAAGUAUGGUAAUAGUAAUGUAUGGAAAUACUUCACUGAACUCUUUGAUUACUUACCCUGAACUGCAGUUGUUGAAUCUCAAGUAUUUUAUCAAAUAAUUCAACAGUUUUUCUGUCUACAUGGUGGUAUAUCACCUUCAAUUGACACUUUGGAUCAUAUUCGAUAGUUAGAUAGAGUUUAAGAAGUACCUCAUGAAGGACCAAUGUGUGAUUUAUUAUGGAGCGAUCCUGAUGAUAGAUCUGGAUGGGGAAUAUCUCCAAGAGGGGCUGGAUAUACUUUUGGAUAAGAUAUCUCUGAAUAAUUUAAUCAUAAUAACAAAUUAAAGAUGAUUGCAA
Molecule: messenger RNA, 833 nt
Organism: Paramecium primaurelia
Lineage: Eukaryota; Ciliophora; Oligohymenophorea; Peniculida; Parameciidae
Source: the annotation of a GenBank genome assembly